AUGAUGUUCAGGUCGACGGCAAUGAAGUUGCCCCUAGUUAGGCGAUUGAACCCCGUUUUUUUGCGCAUGUCAUCAUUUCCACGCCAUUAUUCAUCCGAAGCUAAAGAGCAAGCACCACAUAAAACGCCCUUGGAGUCAGACACCACUCAUUUUGGCUUCAAAACAGUCAACAGGUCCGACAAGGAGAAUCUCGUCGGGGGGGUCUUUUCCUCGGUAGCGUCCAACUACGACAUCAUGAACGACGUCAUGUCGAUGGGCGUGCACAGAUUAUGGAAACACCAUUUCAUAAACAGGUUAGACGCGGGCAUGAGGCCCAGUUCAACUGAACCGUUGGAGUUCUUGGACGUUGCUGGCGGCACGGGCGAUAUCGCUUUCGGGUUGUUGGACCAUGCUGCGACGAAGUUUGGCGAUUAUCUGAGCAGGAUGACUAUUGCCGAUAUCAAUGCUGAUAUGUUGCGCGAGGGAGAAGCGCGUUUCUUGCAGACGAAAUGGGCCAAGGAAGAGGGUGCGUCGCGGGUUGAGUUCUUGGUUCAAAACGGCGAGACUAUGGAUGCCAUACCCGAUAACUCCAAGGAUGUCUACACUAUCGCUUUUGGGAUACGUAAUUUCACCAAUAUCCAAGCUGGUUUGGACACAGCUUAUCGUGUGUUGAAACCAGGUGGAAUUUUCGCAUGUUUGGAGUUUUCGCAAGUUGAAAACCCCGUUAUUGACUAUGCCUACCAGGCUUAUUCUUUUUCCUUGUUGCCGCUUAUGGGACAGUUGAUUGCUGAUGAUCGUGACUCGUAUCAGUACUUGGUUGAGAGUAUCCAGAGGUUCCCCAAACAGGAGGAGUUUAAAGCGAUGAUUGAAAAAGCCGGCUUCUAUGUCCCGGAGCCUGGAUACGAGAAUUUGACCUUUGGCGUUGCUAGUAUCCACAUUGGUAUAAAAUUGUAG
Molecule: messenger RNA, 933 nt
Organism: Lodderomyces beijingensis
Lineage: Eukaryota; Fungi; Ascomycota; Pichiomycetes; Serinales; Debaryomycetaceae
Source: the annotation of a GenBank genome assembly